Molecule: messenger RNA, 2226 nt
Organism: Phalacrocorax carbo (great cormorant)
Lineage: Eukaryota; Metazoa; Chordata; Aves; Suliformes; Phalacrocoracidae
Source: RefSeq, a predicted model, not a curated record
CGUUCAAAUUUAGAGACUCCUUUCAUUUGAAAAAUCCAUCGAAAGUGCAAUUUGGCAGCGGCCGUGGGUUUUUUUUUCACUGUGCCGAGAAACUGUGCGGGGAGUUCCUCUGCUUGGCUUGGCCGAGCAGCUCCAGGACUCCUCCUGCUCUGCACUGCCAGAGGUGUUGGCGUGGGUUUCUGGGGGAGCGUUUACACUGCUGGGAGAAUUUCUUCUAUCCCACCACUCCGUAUUCCCUUAUCACUUAUAUUCAGACACCGUUGUUGGGAUCCUGCUCCCUCGGGAGCUUGCCUUGGCACCAGGUUCCUUCCCCCAUGCCCCAAGAAGGAGGCAAGAGGGGAGAUCCAAAACUUGGGGAACCACGUCCUGCCACAAAAUCACAGCCACAGGCAUUCAGUGUGUCUUGGCCUGUCCCCAAAAGCUUGGGGCUUGAGCAGCAGGACUUUUGCCAGCCCCUCUGGUUGGUUUGGGUGCAGGAAAGGGCUCUUUGUAACCCCGCGGGGCUGCCGCGUACCUGGCUGGGGCAUUUCGGUAGGGUGAUGCCCUGUCCCCUGCCUCCCCGCGCCUCACACAUAGCUGGGGAGCCCCACACCCCUCAAACGUGCCGCCAGAAAUACACCUUAAUGAGAGAGGGAUGUAAAACCACGAGGAGCCGGGGAGCGGCUGCGGCUGGGGAGGAACGCUGCCUCUUUCUAUUUUAGGGUGUGCUAUUUGCAAAAAGGCUUCCCCCUGUAAUUACCAGUCAAUUUAACGUGCCGUCUAAGCUGUCAUUUAUAGCCGUUGGGGACGGAGCGCUUGGCGAGCGAUGCCUGCAGCCCUACAAAGUCACUCCUUGAGCUGGUCACGCCUCAGACAACGCCGGAGCCCCCGGACAGCAGCAGCAGUCACUGUCGUCUCCUCUUCCUCGAUAGAAAAAUGUCUCUUUCCCACACGGCUGCCGAGUACAUGCUCUCCGAUGCUCUCCUCCCGGAUCCUGGUGGAUCCCGAGCCAAAGGCCUGCGGCUGGAGCUGCCGAGCGAUCGCCUGCUGAAGUUUGUCACCGUGGGGCUGCCCCUCUUCCUCGUCUCGCUGGCUUUUGCCCAGGAAUUCUCUGCUGGCUCACAGAUCAGCUGCUUCUCUCCCACCAACUUCACGGGGAAGCAGUCCGCCUUCGUUGACAUGGCUUGCUGGGACUCCCUCGUCCACCACGGCUUCGAUGCCGAGGGCCACGCCAUCACCAAGUCCCUCUGGGCUCUCAAGGUCUUCCCCUACUCGCUGCUGGUGGUGGCGGUGCUCAUGUACAUGCCUUACCUGCUGUGGCGUUACGUGGCCGCUCCCGCCCUCCACUCCGACCUCCUCUUCAUCAUCGACGAGCUGGACAAAUCCUACAACCGUUCUGUGCGCCUGGUGCAGCACAUGCGGAAGGUCCAGCAGGCCAGUGCUGAGCCGGAACAAUUCUGGGAGGAAUACGAGAGGGCCCGCCGGGAGAGGUAUUUUGAGUUCCCGUUGCUGGAGCGCUACCUCACCUGCAAGCAGCACGCCCACUCCCUGGUGUUCAUCUACAUCCUGAGGAACCUGCUGCUGCUCCUGUUCUUGGCUGCCACCUGCCUCUACCUGGUCUUCCUCCACCUCAACAUCUUCUUCCAGGAUGAGUUCAGCUGCUCCAUCAAAACAGGGCUGCUGCAGGCGGAGCCCCACAUACCCCCGCUCAUCCCCUGCAAGCUGGUCUUCUUCUCCGUCUUCCAGCUCAUCAGCCUCUCGGUCGGUGGUGUCUACGUCCUCCUCAUACCUGUAGUCAUCUACAACGCCCUGCAGCUCUGCCAGUGGGACAAGGGGCUGCUCUCCGUCUACGAGAUGCUGCCCGCCUUCGAUCUCCUCAGCCGCAAGAUGCUCACCUGCCCCAUCAACGACCUCAACAUCAUCCUCCUCUUCCUCCGGGCCAACAUCUCUGAGCUGACCUCCUUCGGCCGCCUCAACGCCGUGAGCGCCUUGAGGGAAGCCACUGCCAACAAGGAGGACAUCGAUACUGUCGUCGACUUCAUGACGCUGUUGGCUGGGCUGGAGACCACCAAGCCCAAACACCAUGCUUGCGCCCCCGAGGCCGACGGCAGCACGUCCCUCGCCAACGGCAGGGCUCCAGAAGCAAAGCCUGGAGCGGAAGCCAUGGGAAAAGCCUCCCGGGACUCACUGGGCUCUGCCUGACCCCAGGAGCAGGCAGCAGGCGGGGCGGCUGCUGCUGGUGCCUGC